UACAGAUCCGCCACACGGAGUGAAAGGAGGAUAAGAAAGUGAUGAAGGCUUGAUGUUAGAGUGUUUUUUUUUUCUCCCAAGAAGGCUCGAGAACUGUUUGGUUGUAUUAAAGAGUGGCACACCAAAGAUUCACAGCAGCCAAAAUGCUCUGCCACGUUACUCGUCCGGAUUCGGUGGUGAUGGAAGUGGAAGUUGAUGCGAAGGCGAACGGUGAAGACUGUCUCAAUAAGGUUUGCAGAAAGUUGGGUGUAAUUGAAGUGGACUACUUUGGGCUGCAGUUCACAGGCAGCAAAGGAGAGAACCUGUGGCUGAAUCUGAGGAACCGCAUCUGCCAACAGAUGGAUAAUGUGGCGCCCUGUCGGCUGAGGCUGCGGGUCAAGUUCUUCGUGGAGCCCCAUCUCAUUCUGCAGGAACAGACGAGACACAUCUUCUUCAUGCACGUGAAGGAGGACCUCCACAACGGUCACCUGCGUAUGGCUUCGGAACAAGCAGAGGAGCUGAGUGCACUCCUGGCACAGGCAGAGUUCGGUGACUACAACCAAAACACAGCCCAGUACUGGUAUUCGGAGCUGUGUGGAGAGGAACCCAGCACUGCCACCAUCAACAGUAUCAUUUCUAGGCACAAAGCUCUGGAGGGCUUGAGCCAGGGCUCGGUGGAGUAUCAGGCCCUGCAGCUGGUAUCUUCUUUGGAGCACUAUGGCGUGGAGUGGCACUGGGCUCGCGAUGCUAAUGGUCAGCGGUUGGCUAUCGGAGUCGGACCAGAGGGCAUCGCCAUUUGCAAGGACGACUUCAGUUUAGUCAACAGGAUAAGCUAUCCCAUCAUCCAGAUUGCCACCCAGUCGGGGAAAAGCGUCUACCUGACAGUUACCAAGGACACAAAUGACAGCGUGGUGCUUUUUUUCAAGCUUAUCAGUAACCGGGCAGCCAAUGGUCUGUACCGGGCCAUCACAGAGACCCACGCUUUCUACAGGUGUGACACAGUCACCAACGCAGUGAUGAUGCAGUACAGCAGAGACUUUAAGGGCCACCUUGCUUCACUCUUCCUCAACGAAAACAUCAACCUGGGCAAGAAAUACGUGUUUGACAUCCGACGUACCUCCAAGGAAGUGUACGACCACGCUCGCCGUGCGCUCUACAACUCCGGCGUGGUGGACCUGGUGUCGCCCUCUGAAAGCGGCGAGCGCUCCUCUCCUUCACGCUCCCCAAACAGGGACGAGCAGCAGGACGAGGGGCUGGACUGUGGCAGCUGCCAGCAGAGCCGGGCCCUGCAGGAGCGGCUGCAGAAGCUCAGAGAGGCUCUGCUGUGCAUGCUGUGCUGCGAGGAGGAGAUAGACGCUGCGUUCUGCCCCUGCGGCCAUAUGGUGUGCUGCCAGACCUGCGCAAAUCAGCUUCAGUUGUGUCCUGUGUGUCGGUCGGAGGUGGAACAUGUGCAGCACGUCUACCUGCCGACCUGCACCAGCCUGCUGAGCCUGACGCUGACCAACAACCACCACCAACGCAGCAGCAUUCCCGCCCCCAUCCACAGAGACAUGGCAUCUCCUCACACCUGCUCCACCACCGAGUACGAACACAAGCUCUACCACACAUAGACGCCUGCGGUCCACCUACCAAACUCCACUAUGAACACUUUAAAGCUAAACCAGCCAGAUUUCAUGUGUUUCCUGUCUGGACUUCACCAACUACCAAACGUAUAGAAGCUCCUGAGCAUAAUCAAAGACACUCAGCUUUUGUGUGUUUUUAUUGUUCACUUUUGGACUGUCAGUUUGUCUGAUUUGGUUCUUAGUGUUGUUGUUGUUGUUGUUUAUGUAUUAUUCUGUUAAAGUUUUCUUUGUUUGAAACCCCUUCUCCCCACCACAGCAUUGUUUUAGAUUAGACUCUCAUUGUCCUCCUUGUUAAUUAAGUUAUUGCGUCAGUUGACCUGAUACAGAAUUAUGCUUUUGAAUUUUUAUUUUGGUUGUUUGCUCCAUAUCAGGCUCGUAGCCCCUGAACCUAUGUGUUUUAGAAUAGCUAAACACUGUACAUAAUUUUUAUUUUUAAAACUUCCUGAUAUUUUAAAACCUAUGUUUUGAUUUGAGGAUUGAAUUUCAUGGUGGAAUGGAGUGAAAUGCAUUAUUUUUAAAAACAUUUCAUUGUUUUUCAUGUUCCAUGUUUUCCAUGCCAAUGAUGGGGUUUUUAGAGGCUCAGCAGUACUGCUCCUGAAUAUACCGCAUGCUUAGACACAAAAGGAAACAUCGCUCUUUUUCUGGUAGUCUCGAGGUCACACUAGAGUCUUGAAGGGUCUUUUAGUCUUUUAAAACUGUAUCUUGCUCACACUCCCUCAACCUCUGAAUCUCAAUAAAGGGCUUGAUGACUGACUGCCAUUUCCAAAACAACAGGCCCGGUUCCAUAAACUGCUCCACUUCCACUUAUUAUCUAAAACGAGAUACUAAAAGGACUAAAAGACUGUUCUUAGUAAACACACAACCACAAUUCUCUCCAAAAAAAGGAAUUUGUCCAACAGCAGCUGCUUCCUCUGAACACCCCAGCUCUAAAUUUCUUCUCUCGGGUGUACUAGUGAGCUCUUUUUGAUAUUUUAAAGGGUACUAGGAGAUCUGUACGUGCAAUACUUGCUUGCUUUUUUGCCAAGCUUUUCAUUUUCAGUUUUAUUUAAUUUCAAAGACUGUAUUUAAUUUUUUUUUUUUUAAGCGACAUUGUCACUUUACCAAGGAAGUUUUCCACACGUCUGUCGGGGGUUUUGGCCUUAAUGUAGCAGCAACACAUGUUUAUUUUUACAAACUUUCCACAGACUCUUUUUGUUUUCUGGUAAGAAAAGGAAAAACCUUGUUUCUUUAAUGCUGGCACAGUUAUGCUCAGUCACUGCAGGGGAAGGACUUUUAUUUUUCACAUUGUACAAAGUAGCGAUUUGUUUCUGUUUUCUGAAGCAAAUGCCACUAUCUGUUCAAUAACUCCUAAGUCCUUUUUAUAUAUUCUGCUUUUAACAGAAGAGAAAGUAUUAAUAAAGUUUUUAAAAAAACAAA
Acanthochromis polyacanthus (spiny chromis) is the source of this 3017-nucleotide messenger RNA. RefSeq names its product myosin regulatory light chain interacting protein a (gene mylipa). Lineage: Eukaryota; Metazoa; Chordata; Actinopteri; Pomacentridae. Gene Ontology annotation, cellular component: cytoskeleton. Gene Ontology annotation, biological process: ubiquitin-dependent protein catabolic process. The coding region runs from base 144 to 1589 and encodes 481 amino acids. Gene Ontology annotation, molecular function: ubiquitin-protein transferase activity. The transcript has 7 exons. The record is from RefSeq and is a predicted model, not a curated record.